This is a messenger RNA of Humulus lupulus (European hop), 912 nucleotides long. RefSeq lists its product as uncharacterized. The record is from RefSeq and is a predicted model, not a curated record. The transcript is spliced from 3 exons. Bases 98 to 796 code for a protein of 232 amino acids. Lineage: Eukaryota; Viridiplantae; Streptophyta; Magnoliopsida; Rosales; Cannabaceae.
UCUAACUCCACACAAUACAAUAAUCUAAACCCCAUUUCAAACUUGGCUACUUUUUUUCAUUUUUCUUGAAGCUCGACGAAGAAGAAGAAGGAGGAAAAUGGAGAAAAGGGUUAUUGAUUAUAUGUUAGUACCAUUAGGACUGUUGGCUAUGGUGGUUUACCAUGGCUGGCUUCUCUACCGAGUUAUGCACCACCCCACCAAGACCGUCAUCGGUGUCAAUGCCAUCCACCGCCGUUCCUGGACCCGUGCUAUGAUGGAGAAUUUGCACAAAAAUGGAGUUCUUGCGGUUCAGACGUUGAGGAACAACAUAAUGUCGUCGACCCUUAUGGCCUCGAUGGCCAUUACGCUCAGUUCUCUAAUCGCUGUGCUGAUGACCAGCAGUGGAAAAAACAAAAUUGAGUUGUUCAUUUUUGGAGACAAAAGUGAGGCCAGCUUAUCUGUCAAGUACUUUUGCAUAAUGGCUUGCUGCUUAGUGGCCUUCUUAUUCAACUUGCAAUCAACAAGUUACUAUAGCAAUGCAACCCUUCUGAUCAACAUGCCAUACAAGAAGAUCUCACAAGAUGAUGAACACGAGCAGGUGAUUGUUGAUUUUGUAGCGAGGAGUGUGAACAUGGGAAGCUUUUUCUUUUCUCUAGGGCUGCGCACUUUCUACUUGUCUUUCGCUCUAUUCUUAUGGAUAUUCGGUCCUCUUCCCAUGUUUGUUUAUAGCUUUGUUUUGGUUUUCAUGCUCUAUUUCUUGGAUGUUAACUUUCAUACUGGGUGUGUUGUUGAUGUCUCCGAUGACGACAUUAAUUAGUCACUCAAAAAAUAAUGAGGAGUUUGGGAUUAUUGGGAGACCAAUUUAAAUGUUUUUCUUUUGGUUUGGUUGGUCAACUACUUCAUGGAAAUUAAAAAACAUUUGUGCAAACUUGA